AUGGUUCUCAAGCGAAUAUCUGAAUGGCGGAAACUCCCUGUUGCUCUCUCUGAACUCUGUAUCGACACUACCCUCCGCUGUGGGCAGUCAUUCCGAUGGCAAAAAAUCAACGAUGAGUGGGUUUGCACUCUUCAUGGACGCAUCCUAUCCCUGAAGCAGGACUCAACUCACUUGCACUACAAAGUCACUUGGCCCGAGAAGAGCCUCAAGGGGUCUGCCGUAACGCAAAAGCUCACACCCAAGGCUGAAGAUGACACGCAAGCCUUGUUACACCAUUAUUUCAGUUUAGAUCUGGAUCUAGCGAGUCUCUAUGAGCAAUGGUCGAGUGUCGAUCCUAACUUCCGAAAGAAGGCACCGACCUUUACUGGUGUCCGCAUGUUAAACCAGGAUGCCUGGGAAGCAUUGAUAGCCUUCAUCUGCAGCAGCAAUAACAAUAUCACUAGGAUAUCACAAAUGGUUCAUAAACUAUGCAAGCACUACGGUCCCCUAAUCGCUCACAUUGAUGGCGUACCGUUUUAUGAUUUUCCCAACCCUGAUGAUUUAAUAGGGAAUGGGGUUGAAUCUAAAUUACGAGAGUUGGGUUUUGGAUACCGAGCAAAGUAUAUUGCUGAUACAGCUCGCAUCGUGGCACAGGAGAAGCCGAGCAACUGGCUGGAAACUCUGCGCAACCCCGACAAUCCCGGGUUCAGUUCGCAGCUGGCGCCGGAUGCCAGGAAUUCCACAUACAAGGAAGCACACGAGGCGCUCCUCGCACUGAAGGGUGUUGGCCCAAAGGUCGCUGACUGUGUUUGCCUGAUGGGUUUGGGAUGGGGCGAGUCUGUCCCGGUCGACACUCACGUCUGGCAGAUCGCCCAGAGAGAUUACAAGUUCGGGAAGAAGGCCAAGACCUUCAACAAGGCCAUGUACGAUGCUGUGGGGGAUCACUUUAGAGAGUUGUGGGGGAAGUAUGCUGGGUGGGCACACUCAGUCCUUUUCACUGCUGAUUUGAAAGCAUUUUCAGAUAAAUCACUUGUGAAAGAAGAGACUCACGGGGUUUCAAUCAAGGAGGAAUUGAUUGAGACCAACGGUAUCGUCUCGCCAAAGAAGAGGAAGCUCGUCGAGACCAAAACGGUGACAGUCAAACCCGAGCCGGGUGUCGAGGAAAUCAAAUUAGCUACGGAAGGGGAAGGGGAUGCUAAGCGGAGGCGGACUCGAUCUAGGGGACGAGCCUGA
Molecule: messenger RNA, 1212 nt
Organism: Clonostachys byssicola
Lineage: Eukaryota; Fungi; Ascomycota; Sordariomycetes; Hypocreales; Bionectriaceae
Source: the annotation of a GenBank genome assembly